Molecule: messenger RNA, 1298 nt
Organism: Perca flavescens (yellow perch)
Lineage: Eukaryota; Metazoa; Chordata; Actinopteri; Perciformes; Percidae
Product: kin of IRRE-like protein 2
Exons: 6
Coding region: 29-1045 (338 amino acids)
Biological process (GO): response to bacterium
Source: RefSeq, a predicted model, not a curated record
UUGUGCAAGAGAAGAGCUCUGUACCACAAUGAUCGGAAGACUGGCUGCUUUGAUUCUUCUAAGUACAUUGUCCCUGAUUCAAACUUCAGAAUUGCCUCAUCAGAUCUCUUCGACUAUGGUUGAACUUGGAGAAAACGUGUAUCUGACAUGUUCAGUCUCUGGGAUUGAAGCCGGGUUGUUUUACUGGUAUAAGCUGAAUUUUGGACAAAUGGUCCAAACAGUUGCAGCAGGAACUUUUGACAAAAUAACACUUAAAGAACCAUUUACCAACUCAAGAUUCACAGUAACAACUGUGAAUGGUCAGCAUGUUCUCAACAUCACAAAUGUAAGCAAACAAGAUGAAGCAACCUACUUGUGUCAAGCAGGAUCGGCAUACCAAAUGGAAUUUAUUAACACCACACUUUUGGCUGUGAAUGAUCAUAAAAACCUGCAGAAAUCUUUCUACGUGAAACAAAGUCCGGAGACUGAGUCGGUCCAGCCGGGCGACUCGGUGACUCUCCAGUGUUCCCUUCUCUCCAAGACAAAAGGAAACACAGAUCAGUGUCCAGGUGAACACAGUGUGUACUGGUUCAGAUCUGGAUCAGGAGAAUCUCAUCCAGGCAUCAUUUACACUCACAGUGAUGAAGGAGAGGAAAGAAGUUGUGUCUACAGUCUGUCCAAAACUAUACAGAACUCCUCUGAUACUGGGACUUACUACUGUGCUGUGGUGACGUGUGGAGAGAUCCUGUUUGGUGAAGGAACUAAAGUGGAGACAAGACAAGAACUGUGUCCAUUCGUCAUUGUGCUUGGAACGAUGCUGGCUGGCUGUGUAAUUGUGAUUGCUGCUCUAAUUAUCUUCAGAAAGCAAAAGCCAAUUUGUGAACAUUGCAAAGGAGAAGCUUCCAAUCAUGCUCAAUAUGAGGAUCAACCAGGAAAUGUGGAUUUUGAAUCGGCAGCACUGAACUACGUAGCACUGGAUUUCCCCUCAAGAAAUGCUAAAAGAUGGAAGAACACCAGGGAGGUACCACAAGACUGUCUGUACUCUGGCACAGCAGACUUUCAGUGAAGUACUGUGACCAAAUGAUUUUCAUGCAGCUUUGAUUUGUGUUUAGGUGUAUGAGAUGAGAAGAGACAUUUUUGCAUUAAUUAUAUUGUUAAUAGUUUAAUCAGUGAGAUUUGUUAAGGAUAGAGACAGCACUUAUGCUUUGUGAUGUUGCCUCGAUGAACCAACAUUUUUCAUUAUUAUCAUUAUUCUUAAUAUUUUGUUUGUUUUAUUAUUGUUAUUGCUUGUGAGGUUAAUCUUGAAUAACCACUCAAAA